Messenger RNA from Hibiscus syriacus, 529 nucleotides. Its product is annotated as MACPF domain-containing protein CAD1-like. Gene Ontology annotation, biological process: regulation of salicylic acid mediated signaling pathway; plant-type hypersensitive response. Bases 218 to 529 code for a protein of 103 amino acids. NCBI's taxonomy places the organism in Eukaryota, Viridiplantae, Streptophyta, Magnoliopsida, Malvales, Malvaceae. The transcript is spliced from 2 exons. The record is from RefSeq and is a predicted model, not a curated record. Gene Ontology annotation, cellular component: plasma membrane.
GCAUAGUUUAUUGCUUUUAGUUUCCAAAAGAUAUUCAAACAUGUCUUGCUUUAGGAUUAGGUUUGUUGGUUCAAUUUUUGUAUGGUUUGAAAGUGGAUAUGGCAGCUUGCCUCUGGUUGCCAACAGGCGUUAUUUACAUGAUUUACCUGGAACUCGUUCUCUUAGUGUUAUUUUUUGUAUAUCAUUUACUCUUAGUCAAUCCCAGAUGUGUGACUAGAUGUUGUUGCAGGAUGUUACGAUCAUUUUCCGGAGGAGGGGAGGAGAUGAUCUGGAACAAAACCACUCUCAAUGGGUAAAAACUGUCCGUUCCUCUCCUGAUGUCAUUGGAAUGACUUUCUAUCCUAUUGCUGCUCUGCUUGACGGUGUAGCUGGAAAGGAGCAUCUGGCUCGUGCCAUGAGUCUUUAUCUUGAAUACAAGCCUCCGAUUGAAGAACUGAGAUGUUUUUUGGAGUUCCAGAUUCCUAGGAUAUGGGCUCCCGUAAAGGACAAGAUUCCCGGCUUCACCACUUGCACGGUUGGACCUUGUUAA